Molecule: messenger RNA, 365 nt
Organism: Dermacentor silvarum
Lineage: Eukaryota; Metazoa; Arthropoda; Arachnida; Ixodida; Ixodidae
Product: lysosomal alpha-mannosidase-like
Exons: 3
Coding region: 24-365 (113 amino acids)
Biological process (GO): mannose metabolic process
Cellular component (GO): lysosome
Molecular function (GO): alpha-mannosidase activity
Source: RefSeq, a predicted model, not a curated record
ACGGCGGUAAAACGGUUCCCCUCAUGAUGGGCGACGACCUGACCUGGACCAACGCGGUCGAGCACUAUCGGGACGCGGACACCCUGCUGAGCCGCGCGAACCGUGUGGGGCGCUGGCCGAUGAACCUUAUGCGGUGGUUGUUCCGGGGAAACGAGCUCAAGCCCGUCAACGUCAUGUACUCGACGCCCGCCUGCUUCCUGGAGGCCCUCCACUCCGACAAGUCGCGCUCGUGGCCACGUUUCGAAGACGACCUCCUGCCGUACACGGACCGACCAAAACACACGUGGACUGGCUUCUACACGACUAGACCUGGCCUCAAGAUGAUGACGCGUUACGCCAACGGAUUCCUCCAGAUCAUGUGGUGA